GGCUGUGCUGGUUCCAGCCUCCCGAAGCGGUUCUGAGUCACGGUGAGCCUGUGAGUCCCAGGUUUGAAGUGUGACUCUUAAGAAACAGAAACCCAAAGGCACCAGGUCUGCUCCCCAAGGUCCUGCUGUCUCUGGAAUCUGUGUGAUGACCAAGGUGGUAGGCAUGGCCACAGUUCUGGGCCCCAGGCCACCUCAGGAGCCAGUGGGGCCUUCGACCAUUAAUGCCGAAGAGGAUGAAGACAAAGACAGCUGCCGCCCUAGCCUAGAGAUAUCCCGUCAGCGCUUCAGGCAGUUUGGGUACCAUGACACUCCUGGGCCCCGAGAGGCACUGAGCCAGCUGCGGGUGCUCUGCUGUGAGUGGCUGCAGCCCGAGAUCCACACCAAGGAGCAGAUUCUAGAGCUGUUGGUCCUGGAGCAGUUCCUGACCAUCCUGCCCCGAGAGCUCCAGACCUGGGUGCAGCAGCACUGCCCCGAGAACGCAGAGGAGGCCGUCACUCUCCUGGAAGACCUGGAGCAAGAACUGGAUGAGCCGGGGCUGCAGGUCUCAUCUCCUCCAAAUGAACAGAAGCAGGCGUGGGAGAAGAUGUCAACUUCAGAAACUACAGUAGAGUCCUUAAGCAGUACCCAGGCUCAGUCCGUGGAUGCCAGCCCCAAAUAUGAGUUUUGGGGCCCCCUGUAUAUCCAAGAGACUGGUGAGGAGGAGGUUUUCACUCAGGAUCCAAGAAAGCGUCAAGGUUUGAAAUCGAAUUCUCAGAGGGAGGACUCGGCAGAUGAGCAGAGAAGUUCCGAAGAGGAGUCUCACGCAGACGGACUCAAAAGGGACAUCAUCCCUGUGAUUGCUGCCAAUAAGUACAGCAGGUCGAGGUCACAAAGGCCGUGGGCCAACAGUCUGGAAAGGGGGAGGGGAACAAAAGCUUCUCUGCAAGACACAGGUUCCAGGAAAGGGGCAGAAACUGUGUCUGCUAAGGCUGCCCCAGGAGAGAAACGUUACAUAUGUGCAGAGUGUGGGAAGGCCUUUAGCAAUAGCUCAAACCUCACUAAGCACCGGAGAACACACACUGGGGAGAAGCCUUAUGUGUGUACCAAGUGUGGGAAGGCUUUCAGCCACAGCUCCAACCUUACUCUUCAUUACAGAACACACUUGGUGGACCGGCCCUAUGACUGUAAGUGUGGGAAAGCCUUUGGGCAGAGCUCAGACCUCCUUAAACAUCAAAGGAUGCACACAGAAGAGGCGCCCUAUCAGUGUAAAGACUGCGGGAAGGCCUUCAGUGGGAAGGGCAGCCUCAUUCGACACUACCGCAUCCACACUGGGGAGAAGCCCUAUCAGUGUAGCGAGUGUGGGAAGAGUUUUAGUCAGCAUGCAGGUCUCAGUUCCCAUCAGCGCCUGCAUACAGGGGAGAAGCCCUAUAAGUGUGAGGAGUGUGGCAAAGCCUUCAACCAUAGCUCAAAUUUUAAUAAGCACCACAGAAUCCAUACUGGUGAGAAACCCUACUGGUGUAACCACUGUGGGAAAACCUUCUGUAGCAAGUCAAAUCUUUCUAAACAUCAGAGAGUCCACACUGGAGAGGGAGAAGUGCCGUAACUGGUCAUCCUGUCGUUGUCGCCGUCCUUGUUGUAAACGUU
This is a messenger RNA of Phodopus roborovskii (desert hamster), 1623 nucleotides long. It is a transcript of the gene Zscan21, whose product is annotated as zinc finger and SCAN domain containing 21. Gene Ontology annotation, biological process: regulation of transcription by RNA polymerase II. The record is from RefSeq and is a predicted model, not a curated record. NCBI's taxonomy places the organism in Eukaryota, Metazoa, Chordata, Mammalia, Rodentia, Cricetidae. Bases 146 to 1582 code for a protein of 478 amino acids. The transcript has 4 exons. Gene Ontology annotation, molecular function: DNA-binding transcription factor activity, RNA polymerase II-specific; RNA polymerase II cis-regulatory region sequence-specific DNA binding.